CGGGAGAAGCUCUCAACAUGAAUGCUGCUGACAAUGGGGUCAGUAGUCUCUGUGCAAUAUGUGGAGACAGAGCAACCGGCAAACAUUACGGUGCUUCCAGUUGUGAUGGGUGCAAGGGAUUCUUUAGACGCAGUAUACGGAAAAGUCAUGUUUAUACAUGCAGAUUCAAUCGGCAAUGUGUUGUUGACAAGGACAAAAGGAAUCAAUGCAGAUACUGUCGUUUAAAAAAGUGUUUUCGAGCAGGAAUGAAAAAAGAAGCUGUACAAAAUGAACGGGACAGGAUAAGUACAAGAAGAAACACUUUUGAUGGCUGCAACAUUCCCUCUAUUAGCACACUGUCGCAAGCUGAGACACUGUCCCGUCAGAUCUCAGUCUCCAGUCCUGGUGCUAGCACUGACAUAAAUGUUAAGAAAAUUGCUGGAAUUAGUGAUGUCUGUGAAUCCAUGAAGCAACAACUUUUGGUACUUGUGGAAUGGGCUAAAUAUAUUCCAGGCUUCUGUGAAUUGCCAUUGGAUGAUCAGGUUGCCCUGUUAAGAGCGCAUGCUGGGGAGCACCUGUUACUUGGAGCAGCAAAAAGGUCCAUGGGGUAUAAGGACAUUUUACUUUUAGGUAACAAUUACAUAAUCCAUCGCAACAGUUCUGAAGUAGAGAUCAGCCGAGUGGCAAAUCGGAUUCUAGAUGAACUAGUUCGACCCUUCCAGGAAAUUCAAAUAGAUGACAAUGAGUACGCUUGCUUGAAAGCAAUUGUAUUUUUUGAUCCAGAUGCAAAAGGCCUGAGCAAUCCAGUCAAGAUUAAGAACAUGCGGUUCCAAGUCCAGAUCAGUUUAGAGGAUUAUAUCAAUGACCGCCAGUAUGAUUCCCGAGGAAGGUUUGGAGAACUUCUGCUUCUACUACCUACACUCCAGAGCAUCACUUGGCAAAUGAUUGAGCAAAUACAACUGGUCAAGCUAUUUGGAAUUGUUAAAAUUGACAGUUUGCUUCAGGAAAUGUUACUGGGAGGUACUUCUAAUGAUGCCAGUCAUAUACAUCAUCCAGUACAUCCUCACCUAGCACAGGAUCCAUUAACUGGCCAAACUGUCCUCAUAAGUUCAAUGUCUGCUCCUGUACAUGCAGAACAGAUUUCAACUCCAGAAACUCCAUUACCUUCCCCUCCUCAGGGCUCUGGACAAGAGUACAAAAUGUCUACGAAUCAGGCCUCAGUCAUUGCACAACAAUCUAUUUUGAAACAAAAACCAUUGUGAUAAGGUUUCACACUCUCUCUCUGUCCCCGUUCCAUCCUUUUUAUGCACUAGAUAAAUUUUUAGGACACUUGCACAUUUAAUAUCUCAGGAUACCAAAGGAGAUUAUUCCCUCAGCAGCCACUACUGUGGGUAUUUCUUGUGACGUUUCUUUCAUGAUUCAGGAACUACUAAUCUUCUCACUGCAACAUACAAUUGUAACUAUGGGUAAUGCAGUCUGAGAAACAUGUGUAGAACUGGAUAUUAUUUUUAGAUCUUUUUUAACUGCAGAUUCAUUUUUUUUAUUUCUUGUUUUAGUUGUCAUCUUAAUAUUAUUGUUUUAGAUGUGUAUAUAAUUUU
Molecule: messenger RNA, 1577 nt
Organism: Nothoprocta perdicaria
Lineage: Eukaryota; Metazoa; Chordata; Aves; Tinamiformes; Tinamidae
Gene: HNF4G
Product: hepatocyte nuclear factor 4 gamma
Exons: 9
Coding region: 18-1241 (407 amino acids)
Biological process (GO): anatomical structure development; regulation of transcription by RNA polymerase II; cell differentiation
Molecular function (GO): RNA polymerase II cis-regulatory region sequence-specific DNA binding; zinc ion binding; nuclear receptor activity
Source: RefSeq, a predicted model, not a curated record